AUGGGCUCUCCCUUGUCGCCAAUGUCUCACACCAUUACAAGUGUUUUUUCAGCUUGUGGGCAGUUGAGGAAUGUUAUUUUGGGAGAACAAAUUCAUGGGUAUGUGAUGAAGAUAAGCAGUUAUGUUGAGAAUGAUGUUUUUGUUGGGAGUGUUGUUGUUGAUAUGUAUGGUAAGUGUGGUUUUGAAGAGCUUGCGAGGUUUGUUUUUGAUUCAAUAGUGGACAAGUGCGUUGUAGUUUGGACGGCACUGAUUGCAAGCUAUGUCUGUAAUGAGUGCCCUUCCCCAGCUAUUGAAGUUUUCCGGGAGAUGAUUUAUGAGGGCAUGGAGCCAAAUUGUGUUACUCUAUCUUCUCUAAUUUCAGCUUGUUCCCAAAUCCCAGACUUGAUGUUGGGUAAGGAAAUUCAUGGCUUCAUUACUAGGAGAAGAGCAGCAACAACUCCAGAUGUUUUCAUUUCAACAUCCUUGAUAGAUAUGUAUGGUAAAUGCAAUUACAUGGUGUAUGGUCAUCGGAUAUUUGAGAAGGAUAAAACAUACCCAAGAUGUAACACAACAGCUUUGUGGAAUGCAACAAUUGCUGGGUAUAUGGAGAAUAAUUUUGUUAGUGAUGCUUGGGAUGUGUUUAGAUCUAUAACUCAUGGUGAAGGGAUUAAUCCCAAUACUGUUACCAUGUCCAUUGUUCUUCCUUUGUGUGCUAGAUCUUCCCAGCUCCUCUCUGGUAAGGAAAUUCACUGCUAUGCUCUUAGAAAUGGUUUGGAUCAAGAAAUCUUUGUAAGUAAUGGCCUAAUAGACAUGUAUUCCAAAUGUGGAAAGCUUAAGCUGGCGGAAAAUCAAUUUAAUAGAAUGAUGAAUGAAAAAAACAGGAUUUCAUGGACCUCCAUGAUUGAUGGGCACGGGAUACAUGGAGAUGGAGAAGGUGCAAUUAGAGUUUUUGAAAGCAUGGUAAGGGAAGAAGUCAAGCCGGAUCAUAUCACAUUUGUGGCUCUCAUCUCUGCUUGUAGUCAUGCAGGCCUCUUGGAACAAGGUCUUAGAUACUUCGAAGAAAUGAGUAGAGAGUAUGGAAUUGUACCCGUGGAGGAGAAUUAUGGGACUGUUGUUGAUUUGCUUGCACGAGCUGGGCGCUUCAAAGAAGCCAGGGAUCUAAUGGAACGAAUGCCUAUAAAGCCUGGUGCAAACGUUUGGGGGGCAUUGCUUGGUGCCUGUAGGAUCCAUGGAAAUGUCAAGGAGGCUGAGCUUGCCGCUCAUUGUCUGCAAAAACUUGAACCAAAAGAUAGUGGUUUUCAAAAAUUGUUAGCCAGUAUAUAUCUAGAGGCUGGGAGGCGAGAAAAUGCAGAAGAUUUAAGGAGUCAAAUGAGAGAAAUGGGCAUGGAAAAAAGACAAGGAUUCAGCUGGUUGGAGACUAAGGAAGAAAUUUAUGAAUCCAUUGACAGCGAUAAGCACAUUCCUGAUACAGCAGAGACUUGGAGUCCUGAACAACUAGAGAUUUCAGAUUAA
Vitis riparia (riverbank grape) is the source of this 1491-nucleotide messenger RNA. RefSeq names its product pentatricopeptide repeat-containing protein At1g11290, chloroplastic-like. NCBI's taxonomy places the organism in Eukaryota, Viridiplantae, Streptophyta, Magnoliopsida, Vitales, Vitaceae. Gene Ontology annotation, biological process: RNA modification. The transcript has a single exon. Bases 1 to 1491 code for a protein of 496 amino acids. The record is from RefSeq and is a predicted model, not a curated record. Gene Ontology annotation, molecular function: protein binding; RNA binding.